Molecule: messenger RNA, 1936 nt
Organism: Diachasma alloeum
Lineage: Eukaryota; Metazoa; Arthropoda; Insecta; Hymenoptera; Braconidae
Product: phosphoribosyl pyrophosphate synthase-associated protein 2
Exons: 7
Coding region: 288-1358 (356 amino acids)
Biological process (GO): purine nucleotide biosynthetic process; 5-phosphoribose 1-diphosphate biosynthetic process
Cellular component (GO): cytoplasm; ribose phosphate diphosphokinase complex
Molecular function (GO): ribose phosphate diphosphokinase activity; magnesium ion binding
Source: RefSeq, a predicted model, not a curated record
AAUGCGUAUGUAUGUACAUACAUAAUUUUACAGCUGUGUUUCCAGUCAGAGUUUACGAAUAAAGGCAAUACAAAUAUAAUAUGUAACGGAGAAAUAGAAAAAAUCGAGGAAAAACAAAAUCACGAGUGGGUCACACAAUUGCGACGUAAAAAGUUGGUCAAUCAAGAAAUUAAUAGUGCUCAAAAGAGUGAAUUGCUUGUGUGAAUAUAAACAGAGAACACGACUUGCAUACAUAUAUAUAAUACAACAAUUGGAAUCAAUUCUGAGGUGAUAAAAUUCAAAGACAAAUGGAGAAAUCGGGUGCAUCAGACAUUGUUAUCGUGUCUGGGAAUUCUCACCCAGAACUUGCUGAAUUAAUAGCAAAUCGUUUAGGUAUUAAAAAUGGUGGUUGUACAGUUUAUCACAAAAGCAAUCGGGAAACAAUGGUGGAAAUUGGUGACUCGGUUCGUGGAAAAGAUCUAUAUAUUAUUCAAACUGGUACAAAAGAUGUUAAUAAUAAUAUUAUGGAGUUAUUGAUAAUGGCUUACGCCUGUAAGACAUCAUCAGCCAAGAAUAUCAUCGGAGUCAUUCCAUACUUGCCAUACUCUAAACAGUGUAAAAUGCGUAAAAGAGGCUGUAUCGUGUCCAAACUUUUGGCUAAGAUGAUGUGUAAAAGUGGGCUUACCCAUAUUAUUACAAUGGAUUUGCAUCAAAAAGAAAUUCAAGGUUUCUUCGAUUGUCCUGUUGAUAAUUUACGUGCCAGUCCAUUUUUACUGCAGUAUAUUCAAGAGAGUAUUCCAGAUUAUCGUAAUUCUGUGAUUGUUGCUAAAAAUCCUGGGAGUGCAAAGAAAGCAACAAGUUAUGCUGAGAGACUCAGAGUUGGAAUUGCAGUUAUUCAUGGUGAACAAAGAGAAUCAGAAUCUGAUAUGAAUGACGGUAGAAAUUCACCACCAUCAGUUUUAUUAUCUUCGAGAACAAUGGAAGUAGGGGUUGGCGUUCCUUCACAUCCAGCUAAAGAGAAACCACCAAUCAACGUUGUCGGUGAUGUUAGCGGUCAUAUUGCUAUCAUGGUGGAUGAUAUGGUAGACGAUAUGCAGUCAUUUGUUGCAGCAGCUGAGUUAUUAAAGGAACGGGGGGCAUACAAGAUUUAUGUUCUUGCUACUCAUGGACUCUUGAGUUCAGAUGCUCCAAAACUCAUUGAAGAAUCCCCAAUUGAUGAGGUUGUUGUAACAAAUACAAUUCCCCAUGAACUCCAGAAGAGUCAAUGUUCCAAGAUAAAAACUGUUGAUAUCAGCAUAUUACUUGCGGAGGCUAUACGCCGUAUGCAUAAUAAGGAAUCCAUGUCCUACUUGUUUAGGAAUGUCACAACGGAGGAUUGAAUUCAUCGGAGAAAAUCAACUUAUCGUCAUUUUCUCUUAUUAUAUACAUUAAACAGGCCUUUAAUGUGUAAUAAAUAUAGAGUAAGGGUUAAGUCACUGCAUUAAUAGAAUCGUCAAAAUGAAAUUAUAAAAAGCAUGGCGAUCCUUACCACUCAGCGUUCUAUUACUUUAGGGACCACAUAAGAAUCAUGUUUGUUCCGUAAUUUUCUACAACAAAUGAUAAAUGGCUGAAUCAAUCAAUCAAUCAAUCAAUCAGCUCGAAAAAAGGUACAUUGUACAAAUAAAACAACAAAGUUUCUUGGUCUGAGUAUUUUUUUACAUUUUCGAAUAAUGUUUAUGAGAAGCCGAAAUAAUCUGUUGUUUGUACAAAUACUCUCUUUCUCUCUCUCUCUCUAUACAGAAUUAACUCAAUCACGUAAGUUUUUUUUAUUUUUACAAACACACUGUGAAAUAUUGCUCAUCAAUUUGGUUCUUUAUGGCUCAUAUGUAAAGAAUGGACUUUACAAAAAAUCAAUCGACUACUAAACCCUCCAAAUAUUAUAGCAAAAAUAAAAUACGGUGUGGCAUUUGUAUGCGAA